AUGAAGAAGGGACAGACUGCAAAGAAAACGGUUUCUUUUUCAGAUGAUACUACUAUGACCACACAUAACCGUAAAAAAAGGAACAUCGAUCACGAUCAUCCACCGGUUUUUGUUCGUAAAACAACACUCACAAUCCCAUGGCAUUUACCGUUAUUACUACUAUAUUUUAUUUUUGGUUCUACAGAUUAUGAUAGUUUCAAACUGCUGAUUACUUUAAUACCGUUACAGGUUUUAUAUUUGAUUUUUCAAUUUAAUAAAUCAACAGUUUAUGGUAAUAAAAUUAUAAAAAUUAAAACAUCUUUACUGUUAAUUUGUCUUUUUACUACUCUGUUAAUUGUACCAUUUGUAGCAAUUGUAAUAAUUUUAAUGGGUGCACCAAUUUCUAGUAAUUUAAAGGCAACAUGGCUGUUAUCAUUACAUAUCUGCUAUCUAUCUUACCCAGCAAUCUAUUCAGUUUUUAACUGUGAUUUUAAGGUUGGUUUAUGGAAAAAAUAUUUUAUUGUUAUAUUAUUCGGUAGUUGGAUUAGUUGUAUUGUGAUACCAUUAGACUGGGAUAGAGAUUGGCAGAGAUGGCCGGUUCCUAUUAUAAUUGGUAGUUAUGUUGGUGCAUUUUUGGGUUACUCAAUUGGGUCUUACGUUUAA
Molecule: messenger RNA, 642 nt
Organism: Henningerozyma blattae CBS 6284
Lineage: Eukaryota; Fungi; Ascomycota; Saccharomycetes; Saccharomycetales; Saccharomycetaceae
Gene: GPI11
Product: mannose-ethanolamine phosphotransferase GPI11
Exons: 1
Coding region: 1-642 (213 amino acids)
Biological process (GO): GPI anchor biosynthetic process
Cellular component (GO): endoplasmic reticulum membrane
Source: RefSeq, a predicted model, not a curated record